Molecule: messenger RNA, 483 nt
Organism: Fusarium poae
Lineage: Eukaryota; Fungi; Ascomycota; Sordariomycetes; Hypocreales; Nectriaceae
Exons: 3
Coding region: 1-483 (160 amino acids)
Biological process (GO): protein transport
Cellular component (GO): lysosomal membrane
Molecular function (GO): GTPase activity; GTP binding
Source: RefSeq, a predicted model, not a curated record
AUGGUUGGCUUGCAAAAUGCCGGCAAGACUUCAUUAUUGCGAGUCCUCGCUGGCGGCGAAUUCACCCUCGACUCGAUUCCUACCGUUGGUUUCAAUAUGAAAAAGGUGCAGCGAGGCCAUGUCACCCUAAAAUGCUGGGACAUCGGCGGCCAGCCUCGGUUCCGAACUAUGUGGGAGAGAUACUGUCGGGGCGUCAGCGCCAUCGUGUUCAUCGUUGACAUUGCCGACACCCCAUUGAUCCCGCAAGCCAAAGAGGAGCUCCACGAUCUUAUGAGCCGCAAGUCGCUUGAGGGCAUCCCCCUUCUCAUCCUAGGGAAUAAAUCCGAUCUUCCGGAUAAGCUUUCGGUGGAUGAGUUGAUCGACGAACUAGACCUGAAAAACAUACGCGGUCGUGAGGUGUGCUGCUAUGGUAUCAGUGCGAAAGAAGAAACAAACCUUGACGCUGUAGUCGAGUUUCUAAUGAAAUAUGCCACGCGCCCAUAA